Molecule: messenger RNA, 576 nt
Organism: Glycine soja
Lineage: Eukaryota; Viridiplantae; Streptophyta; Magnoliopsida; Fabales; Fabaceae
Product: ATP-dependent DNA helicase pif1-like
Exons: 1
Coding region: 1-576 (191 amino acids)
Biological process (GO): DNA repair; telomere maintenance
Molecular function (GO): DNA helicase activity
Source: RefSeq, a predicted model, not a curated record
AUGGUUGCUUCUAGCGGCAUAGCUUCUUUGUUAUUGCCUGGAGGAAAAAUAGCACAUUCAAAAUUAAAAAUUCCUGGUUCGAUAUUUGAAGACUCGACAUGCAAUAUUCAUCAAGGAACACAAUUGGCUGAAUUAUUGAAUGAAGCAAGUCUUAUCAUCUGGGAUGAAGCCCCCAUGGCUCACAAGUUCUGUUUUGAAGCACUUGAUCAAAGUCUAAGAGAUGUUAUUAAGGCGAAAUCAAGUUCUGAUAAAAUCUUUGGUGGUAAAGUUAUGGUAUUUGGUGGAGAUUUUCAGCAGAUUCUGCCAUUCAUUCCUAGGGGUAGCCGGUCUGACAUUGUUAAUGCAACUAUAAAUUCAUCUUAUCUAUGGAAUCAUUGCCAUGUUUUGACACUAUUGAAAAACAUGCGUAUAGAAGCCAAUACAGAUGCAACAAACAGAGAAGAAACUGCAGCCUUUGCAGAGUGGAUCCUUAAUAUUGGUGAUGGAAUUGCUGGCCAACAAAAUGAUGGUUAUGGUUCAAUUGAAAUUCCAAAAGAUUUGUUAAUCACAGAAUAUGAUGACCCACUAUUGCAAUAG